AUGUCAAGCGGUGUCGAAGAAACAACUAAAAAAACCAGCGUGGUCGUGAAGGUUGGAAUGGUUGGCGAUUCUCAGAUAGGGAAGACGAGCUUGAUGGUCAAAUAUGUCGAAGGUUCUUUUGACGAAGAUUACAUUCAGACACUAGGUGUUAAUUUCAUGGAGAAAACCAUUUCCAUAAGGAAUACGGAGAUAACAUUUAGUAUAUGGGAUCUUGGGGGUCAACGCGAAUUUGUAAAUAUGCUUCCGUUAGUAUGCAAUGACGCUGUCGCCAUCCUCUUUAUGUUUGAUCUAUCGCGAAAGUCCACGUUAAACAGCAUCAAAGAAUGGUACCGUCAAGCACGAGGAUUUAAUAAGACGGCCAUUCCAUUUCUCAUUGGAACAAAAUAUGAUCAGUUUGCUAAUUUUCCCAAGGAAGAGCAAGAAGAAAUCACAAAACAGGCUCGACGCUUCGCACGGGCAAUGAAGGCCUCCUUAGUUUUUUGUUCUACAUCUCAUUCUAUCAACGUGCAAAAGAUAUUUAAGAUUGUCCUCUCUAAAGCGUUCGAUCUCAAAUGUACGAUCCCGGAAAUCAAGGAGGUUGGGGCUCCUAUACUAGAGUAUAUAAUACGCUAUCCUGAACAAUAG
Molecule: messenger RNA, 624 nt
Organism: Acaulospora morrowiae
Lineage: Eukaryota; Fungi; Glomeromycota; Glomeromycetes; Diversisporales; Acaulosporaceae
Source: the annotation of a GenBank genome assembly